Messenger RNA from Pyricularia pennisetigena, 426 nucleotides. RefSeq lists its product as uncharacterized. The record is from RefSeq and is a predicted model, not a curated record. The transcript has a single exon. Lineage: Eukaryota; Fungi; Ascomycota; Sordariomycetes; Magnaporthales; Pyriculariaceae. The coding region runs from base 1 to 426 and encodes 141 amino acids.
AUGCGCUUCGCCACCGUCACCGCCCUCUUCGCCGCCGGCGCCCUCGCCGCCCCGGCUGCUCAAGCCCAGGCCCCCUACUCCGAGACAAUCGCGAUCAGCGACUUCUCGGUGCGCAGGACGGUCGAAAACAAGCCGACCAACGUCAACUUCAAGAUCAACGGCGGCGCCGCCUCGAACCUGUCCUGCAGCCUUGACAACCCGGAGCUUCCCACCUCCGCCAUCGCCAAGUGCGGCGACAGCGUCUACUCCUUCGCCCUCGUCAAGGGCAAUGCCACCGACUACGGCGUCCGCCUGUACAAGGAGCUCGGCCCCGGCGUCGGCCUGUACGGUGUGGGUGACGUCUUCACCUACUGCCACACCGGCGGCCGCGGCGACCUGCUGUGCACCCAGGUUGCUACUGCUUCUGUUGUCAUUGACAGCGCUUAA